CCUCCCAAUCAUGUGAUUCAGGUGUUCCAAUCCCCUCCCAAUCAUGUGAUUCAGGUGUUCCAAUCCCCUCCCAAUCAUGUGAUUCAGGUGUUUCAAUCCCCUCCAUAUCAUGUGAUUCAGGUGUUCCAAUCCCCUCCAUAUCAUGUGAUUCAGGUGUUCCAAUCCCCUCCAUAUCAUGUGAUUCUGGUGUUCCAAUCCCCUCCAUAUCAUGUGAUUCAGGUGUUCCAAUCCCCUCCAUAUCAUGUGAUUCUGGUGUUUCAAUCCCCUCCAUAUCAUGUGAUUCAGGUGUUCCAAUCCCCUCCAUAUCAUGUGAUUCUGGUGUUCCAAUCCCCUCCAUAUCAUGUGAUUCAGAUGUUCCAAUCCCCUCCUAAUCAUGUGAUUCAGGUGUUCCAAUCCCCUCCAUAUCAUGUGAUUCAGGUGUUCCAAUCCCCUCCCAAUCAU
Staurois parvus is the source of this 441-nucleotide messenger RNA. NCBI's taxonomy places the organism in Eukaryota, Metazoa, Chordata, Amphibia, Anura, Ranidae. The record is from the annotation of a GenBank genome assembly.